CUGCAUCUGCAGGACAAGUGGGAUCGCAUGCUCUUUUUCCUGCGCUGCGGCCAAGUCUUCUUUGCUGCCGUGCUGCUGCUCAUCGGAGUCGUGCUGGCGGCUUUCCAGAACAAGUGGAUCGGCUCGCCCUCGGGCCUCACGGGCCUCAUCCUCGCGCUCGCCUCGCUCUCCCUCGUCGCCAGCGCCACGUUCCUCGUCGUGCCCGUCGUGCACGAGCGCAGCGACUACAAGACGUUCAAGAGCCUCAACCGUGCGCUCGGCGAGGCGCGCGUCGGCUUCGUUGUGAAUGGCGGCUGGCUCGGCCUGGGCGCGAUUCUUGCCAUGACGCAGACGAUCUCGGCCUACACGCUCGCCGGCUGCAAGGAUCCCGCAAAGGACUCUCAUGCCGGGAGCUCUAACGGCAAGAAGGAGGACUACAUUGCAGCACUGCCGGGCUUCUGCCGCACCAAGCGCGCCGGCGCUGCGUUCUGCUGGUUCCUCUUCCUGACCUGGGUCGUCUCUGCGCUGCUCUUCCUGCGCUCCUGGCGCCUCACGCGCAAGAAUGGCCCGCGCAUCCCGCCCUUUACGCAUCCGACCGACGACUCUGCCUUUGAGCCAAUCACGGGCGACGACGUCGACGAGGACGACCGGGGCGACUACGCCGCGGCAGCUGCGCAGUCGGCGCGCUACGGCGAGGGCGGCGAUGGCCGGUACGGCGGCGGCUACGAUGUGCGCCCGAGCUACGACGCGGGCAACCCGUUCGGCGACACCGCCGCCGGCGCACGGCCGAGCUACGACUACGGCGCGUAUGGAACCGCAGCGGCGGCGCCGCACACGCCGCAUGCGCCUGGCGGCUAUGCCCACUCGCCGCCGCCGCAGGACCCGUACGCCAUCAUCAAUGAACAGCUCAAUGGGCGCCGCGCGCCCGAGCGGCCGCCGCAGCUGCCGCCGCUGUACUCGCACUGA
Messenger RNA from Tilletiopsis washingtonensis, 945 nucleotides. RefSeq lists its product as hypothetical. The annotation marks the transcript as partial. The record is from RefSeq and is a predicted model, not a curated record. Lineage: Eukaryota; Fungi; Basidiomycota; Exobasidiomycetes; Entylomatales. The transcript has 3 exons.